AUGAGCCAUUACCCUAAAGACAUCGACGAGUGGCUCGAGUCUCCCCGCCGCCAGAGCGCCGUGUCCACGUCGACCGGGGACUCGGCGUCCACCAGCAUUCUUUAUUCAAGUCCAGCCACCUCCCCUGGCUCCAGGUCGCGGAAACAGUCCUGGCAGCUGUACGACGAUGUUGUCCGACUUGAGUUGAACCCAUCUGUGACAAUCUCUUUCAUGAAGAGCGGACAGCUAUUCAAGCUACGAUAUACUUUUAUCGAUGUUUGCAAAGACACAACCGGGUCACUGAAAUGUCUGGAGCUGGGAGGAGGCGUGGGCCAGCAAUCGCCUUUUGUGCAUGCGUUCCACAAUACAAAAUUACCCGUACCACAUCUCGAGCAUCCAAAGACGCGCAACGAACUACCCAUGCGCGUAACUUUUCUCGACCAACAGACCAUCCAAGCGGCUCAUACGCUGUUCAUGACCCAAUUGUCAUAUACCUUUGAAUCAUGGGAGGACUGCGUCCAAUUCCAAGAAUUACUACUCGGAUCAAAACUGAUGCUCAUUGCGGGUAUUGCAGAGGCCAAAUCCAAGGGCCGCGGAGAGGAAUGCAUCAGCCAAAAUAUCAGGAUCCUGCGCGGGCACAACAAUAGACGGGUAAUGCUUUUCUUCGCGAACUCCCAACGGAAAGAGCUGAAGCGAUAUGUCUCGAUUCCUCUCAACUGUAUCGAACAUGUUAAGCCCGGUAAAAAGGCCGGCCGCCCGGUGGUCCUGGAUCUGAAUCCAAAUUUCGACAUUCUAGAGCAGAUGCGAGUUUUGCACAUUCAGUUUCUGGAUGACAACGACUAUGGUUUCUUCUCUGCCAAUCUCCCCGGGCGGCGAAAGCACGACGUGGACCCAUACUUCGUGGUGCCCCACAGGCGUGCUCGAAUUCCGGAUGUUGAUUGGCUUGGGACCCGCAAGAAUGCGCCGUUUUACCCCAGAGACUACCUGAGGAUUCUCUUCACCAUGCGCAAGUUCCACGCAAGGCUGUACCAAACCGACCGUGCGCGGGACUUCGACCAUGAACAGGAUCGAUAUGUUCGCAUGCGCCAAAUCUACGAGACCAUCGACCGGCAGGGCUAUCAAUGGAUUGUAGUAUUGGUCGCUGGUCUCGGUUUCUUCCUAGACGGAUAUACACUCUUUGCUAGCAAUAUGGCCCUCCCUAUGGUCUCCUAUGUCUACUGGAAGGAGGAAACUUCAUCCGUCAGGCUCACCUGGAUCAACAUUGCGACCCUCGCUGGAACCCUCCUUGGUCAAGUGAUGUUCGGGUUUUUAGCCGACAAGUAUGGGCGCAAGAAGAUGUACGGAGUGGAACUUGUGUUGCUUAUCACCGCCACUGUGGGUGUGGUGAUGUCCUCCACCGGGUAUAACGGCAGCAUGAAUGUCUAUACAUGGCUCAUUUGGUGGAGGAUUCUGGUCGGUAUCGGAGUCGGUGCUGACUAUCCUCUCAGUGCGGUCAUCACAUCUGAGUUCGCUCCCACGAAACACCGCGCGCGUAUGAUGGCAACGGUCUUUUUCAUGCAACCCCUAGGACAGAUCGCAGGGAACCUUGUCUCCCUAGUUGUCAUUGCCGCCACCCGUGGCAACGGCGAUGCCGACCUUGCCCGUAGCGUCGACAGCAUGUGGCGUUGGGUUCUUGGAAUUGGUGUUGUUCCAGGCGCCAUCGCCACGCUCUUCCGAUUUGCCAUUCCCGAGAGUCCCCGGUAUCUUCUCGAUAUUGAGGACGAUCCAGUCACGGCUGAAUUCGACGCAACCACGCUGUUCAGUGACCCGCCAAUGAGCCCUGGCAUUGAAUCUGCCAGUUGGGCAACAGGCAGCCACAUUCAGCUUCCUCCAGCUGCGUGUUCAGUGGGGCGUCCGUCCAUUGACUAUGAUAACGCUCAUGAGUAUGGACGUCCACCACCAGCAACUCUCAAUUCGCACUGGCGACUCGCCCGGUCAGACAUCGUGCGGUAUUUCUGGAUCGAAGGAAACUGGCGCAGCCUGGCAGGCACAUCAAUUGCCUGGCUUCUGCUCGAUUUUGGGUUUUAUGGAAUCGGUCUCUCAAGUCCCCAGUUUCUUGCCAAGACUUGGGGCUCCCUUCAUAUCAACAACGAGUCCCCAUACUGGAUGACGGAUGACCGGCCCGGUGCCAACAUCUACCAGAUGUUUUUGGAUACUUCAGUCCGCGGCUUGGUUAUCCUCAACAUCGGCAGCUUUGUCGGUGGUCUUUUGUUGAUCCUCGUCAUACACCGCCUUGAUCGCGUGGCAUUGCAGAAGUAUAUGUUUCUUGCUCUUGCAGUCUUGUUCAUAGUCCUUGGCACUCUGUUCAUUACACUGUACCAGGGACCGCCUGCCGUGAUAGCGCUCUAUAUUAUCGGACAGGCGCUAUUCAACCUGGGUCCCAAUGCAACAACCUACAUGAUCCCCGCCGAGAUCUUUCCUACCCGCUACCGGGCGACCUGCCACGGUCUCAGUGCCGGUGCCGGCAAACUGGGCUCCAUCCUUGUCCAGAUCUUCUCUGCUUAUUACCGCUUUGGCACCGGUGCCGGGCCCCAACAGACUCGUCGGCAUGGCUGGAUACUCAUCGUCUUCAGCGCGUGUAUGAUUGUCGGUGCAAUUGUCACGCACUUCUUGAUCCCUCCAAUCCAGCACAAAGACAGUCGAGCCAAGAUCUGGGGCGGGCAGCCGGAGACAUUGGAGACCCUCGCACUCGGGCGAAUGGGGCGGCAAAGUCGCGAUGCGGCCGUUCGCAAGCGUUUGGUGCGUGGUCGAGCAUUUUCAAUGAACGGAUAA
Penicillium lagena is the source of this 2790-nucleotide messenger RNA. RefSeq lists its product as uncharacterized. The record is from RefSeq and is a predicted model, not a curated record. The transcript is spliced from 11 exons. Gene Ontology annotation, biological process: transmembrane transport. NCBI's taxonomy places the organism in Eukaryota, Fungi, Ascomycota, Eurotiomycetes, Eurotiales, Aspergillaceae. The coding region runs from base 1 to 2790 and encodes 929 amino acids. Gene Ontology annotation, molecular function: transmembrane transporter activity. Gene Ontology annotation, cellular component: membrane.